Molecule: messenger RNA, 171 nt
Organism: Candidula unifasciata
Lineage: Eukaryota; Metazoa; Mollusca; Gastropoda; Stylommatophora; Geomitridae
Source: the annotation of a GenBank genome assembly
ACGGCGAUAUUUCCCCCGGUACAUUUCUCGGGAUUUUUCUGUGGCAAGAGUAACGAUCCAGAAACUCAAAAAAGCAUUCAGACCAGGGGACCUUCGGAACUAACUGGACACCGAAGAAUAAAGAAGGAAGGCAACGAAAGCGAUGACCUGGAGAUGCUGGUGAUGCUAUAA